Molecule: messenger RNA, 1509 nt
Organism: Chrysochloris asiatica (Cape golden mole)
Lineage: Eukaryota; Metazoa; Chordata; Mammalia; Afrosoricida; Chrysochloridae
Gene: CFAP184
Product: coiled-coil domain containing 96
Exons: 1
Coding region: 1-1509 (502 amino acids)
Biological process (GO): cilium assembly
Cellular component (GO): ciliary basal body; axoneme
Source: RefSeq, a predicted model, not a curated record
AUGGAGGACUCCAGCGGACCGCAGAGCCCUAGCCCGCAGUCGUCGAGACCCAGUACGGACCCACAGACGCCGGCCGAGCCCCCUGCGCCCGAGAGAGCGGAAAAUGCGGAUGGGGGCGCCGUCGCGACCGAGCCAGAAUCUGGAGAGGAGCCCGCGGAUGGCGGGGCCGUGGCCGAGGCGGUGCCUGACCCGGGGACAUCCGUGGAGCCCGAAGCUGAGAACGCACCUUUGCCGGAGCCUGUGUCGCCUGCGCCCGCACCCGAGCCCGAGCCCGAGCCCGAGCCCGAACCCGAACCCGAGCAGUCGGCCGGGCCGAGCACCGAGGCGGACUCCGAGGAGGCAGCCGACACUGCGUCCGCGCCCCGGCGCGCACUGGGAGCCGGUGCGGAGGAGGCCUCUCGGGAGUCCGAGGAUGUGCACUGGGAGGAGAGCAGCCAGGGCAGUACUGACGAUGAGGCGACCACAGAGUUGGAGGAGUGGCCGGAGGAAGUGAGGAAGCUACAGGAACAACAGCUGCGCACCGAGCUCCUGGAGCAAUACCGCACGCUGGUCAUGGAGCGCGGCCACUACCAGCGAUACAACUUGUUCCUGCAGCACAAGAUCCAGGAGGCGCUGCGCACCAAGAAGGGCCCGGAGGUGGUCGACGUGGCCGCCAAGGCUGAGCCCGAGGCCCCGGAGAAGGAGCAGGUCUACCUGCGCUACCUGGCCAAGCUGGAGGAGCUGAAGAAGCUGCAAGCCGACGACCUGGACUGGUACCAUCAGGAGCUGGCUCAGCUCCAACAGCAGUGCCAGGAGAAGCUGGCCAAGGUGGACAAGGAGUGGCAUGCCUUCCAGACACUCAAGAGACAGGUGAUGUUGCAGGCCAUGGGCAGUUGUCGGCUGCGGGGUGGGCGCCAGGCGGCCUUGCGCGAGGUGGAGCAGAUCCAGACCCUGGAGAACAAGAAGGAGAAAGAGAUGAGCGCCGUGCGGCUGGAGAACGUGCAGCUGAAGCAGAGCCUGGUGCACUUUGAGACCAGGAUGAGGGCCCAGGAGGACCUGACCCAGGGCCUGCUCCUCAUCGAUUUCGAGCAGCUGAAGAUCGAGAACCAGACCUUCAACGAGAAAGUGGAAGAGCGAAACGAGGAGCUUCUGAAGCUUCGCAACAAGGUCACCAACAACGUGCAGGUUGUCACGCACGUCAAGGAGAAGCUGCACUUCGUGGAGAUGGAGAACAUGCGCAAGAAGUCAAAGCUUCUGGAACUGGAGGCACAGGUGGCCAGGAAGAGAGACAUCCUAACCAAGACCAAGCAAGCCCGCGACAGCCUGCGGCUUGACAACAUCAGACUGAAUCAGAAGUGUGGGCUUCUGGGUAAGGAGGCGCUGCUGCAGGACAUGGAGGAGAAGGUGGAGAGGACGGCGCUUCUCAACCAGCGCCUGGAGACCAUGAAGCGGCACCACGCGGGGCUCGCGUUGUCGCGAAGAGGAGUGAAGCAGAAGAUUAGGGAAGCCAAGACGUUUCUUCCCUCGUGA